This is a messenger RNA of Dermacentor albipictus, 2256 nucleotides long. RefSeq lists its product as uncharacterized. The record is from RefSeq and is a predicted model, not a curated record. NCBI's taxonomy places the organism in Eukaryota, Metazoa, Arthropoda, Arachnida, Ixodida, Ixodidae.
ACCAGCUCGCCCUCGCGUAUCGCGUGCCCACGCCCCGUUCUGCACGCGCCUCCAGCCUUCCAGCCUUCGUUUCGCCCGUCUCGACGAACCACACUUCGCUCCUGCUGACGCGGCAACGCAGUCAUGAGCGAGGGGCCAGCAAAGACCGAUUCGAAGGCGCCCCACGCCGGCGGGGAAGCCAAGAGCGUCGAGCACGCCACGACGGAACCGCCGAGCGAUCACGGCGCCGCGGAAGCCAACGCCGAGCACGGGGCGAAGACAGCGUCCAGGGCAUCGCGCGGCGGCGACCAGGAGGCGGCCAGCGCGAGUCACCAACACGCGGCGGCGCCGGACGCCGAGCGUGCUGCCUCCGAGACGGGAGCCGAGCGCGCCGGGAAGACGGCGAGCGUCGAGCGCACAGGACCCGAGAUCCGCGCCGAGUGCGACGCAUCGACAAGGAGAGGCAAGCACGUCGGCGGAAAGCCGAGCGCCGAGCGGCCCAAGGCCGAGGCGCGCAGCAGACGCGACCUCAAGGCUGAACCGAGCGCCGCGGGCGGCGCUGCGGUCGCGCCGCACCUGCCCGCCUCGUCCGACGGCACCGUUCCCGGAGGCAACAGGGGCAGGCUGAUCGAGAUCGCCGCGUUCGCCACGGUGGUCGUCGUCGUCGUCCUGAUCGUCGUCGCCAUGUUCAACUCGGCGUACGGCCGCGUUCCCAAGGCGACGGGACGGCAGGCAGACGACGACCCGCUCCAGACGGCCAUCUACCGGGGCGGCCGCUCGUGGCACGGCUACGGGCCGCAGCUCCUGGUUUGCACGCUGGGAGAACGCCGCAGUGUCGCCUCGCCGGAGUCGCUGCCGCCGGACGGCCUGUGCGACCUGGUCUUGUACACGCACGUGGAGUCGCUCGGCGCCGACUUCGACGAGGGGGCGUCGGACAACCUGCGAGCUCUGUGGACCCGCGCGAGCACGGCCGUCAAAACCAGAUUCGGCUACUCGUUCUCCGAUUCGCUGCUGCCAGUCGACGAACGACAGCUCGGCGCGUUCGUCCGAAAGGCGGUCGACGACAAGGGGAUCACAGCGUUGGGAAUGCUCGACGCUCGCCAGGACGGCGGCGUCAGCAACGCCUCGUACGCGACGUUCGCCGCAGCGCUAAACUCGACGGCGAGGCAGCAGCUGUCCAAGGGCAAACGGGUGGCGCUGGUCUACGGAAUCCGCGUCGACUUCGACACCGGCACGCACGGCGUCGAGUUCUGGCACUGGCACGCCGCCAUACUGGACCACGCCCACGUGCUCGUCUACCGGGCGCACUUCGACCUGCCGGCGCAGAACGACAGCGCAAAAGGGCAGUGCUGGGUCAGGUUCCCGUCGCCGAGGUUCGAGCAGGUCAAAGAGGAGGACAAGACGAUGCAGGACGGCGUGGCGGCAAUCGACACGGCGCUGCACUUUCGGCAGCCCAGUCUCACCACCGACAUCUGCCUCUCGAUCGCGCUCAGCGUCCACCGGUUCUCGCUAAAGAGGGCCCCCUCCAAGGGUGAGGAGCUGGGCGCCGAAUGCGUGAGCGCUUCGGCCGUCGCGUACGGCGACGUCUGCGGCAACGGCACCGGCGUCGCGGAGGGCCACAACCUCACGUCCAUCGACGUCGCCGAACGGACGCUAAAGGUCGCCGGCGAAGGCGUGCUGGUCAAUCGCAUCGAGGACAAGCUGUUGGACACGUUCGACGACGUCGACACCCUGGCCCAGAAGCUGCGCACGGCCAAGCUGGCGCUGUCCCUGUCCGCCCAGCCGCACUGGUCCUUCUGCCUGGCCGCCUUCAACGUGGAUCACGCGGACAGCGAGGGGGCGUGCGGCGGGCACGGCUUCGAGAGGCUGACCGUCGCCAGAAGCUUCCUGCACGGCAAGCUCCGGUGGCACAAUGACUGACCGUUGCCUCCUCUGCCUUACCGCCCCUCCCCCUACCGACGGAUAUUAUUAAAAGCGACCUUCGCAAACAAUUCUUGUCACGUGGUGCGACAGAGGCGCGCCAUUUUAUCCGAUUUGUACAGGAAAUGUUUGCGCAGUGGUUUGCAAAGACGGAAGAGAAGGAAAAAGGAAACGAAGGAAUAUUGAUUUCUAUAAAACGUCGAUCUCAACUGUCAACUACUGGACCGUACCGCAUCCAGGACCCUAUACCGCAUGCACGUUUCUGUUACGUUCGGUUUUUUUCGUCGUUCCGUGGAAUUAGCUCGAAACUUGUAUAGCUUUAUCAAUGAACCUUUGAGCAACGGUCAGUUGCAGUAA